CCCACCACGCGCAAAUGCCCAUGAUGCUCAAUCGUCUCCGGCCCGCGUUCUUCUGAGCAACCGCUCUGGCUCCUCUUCUUUCCCUCAUCGCUCCGCCAUGCUCAACUCUCUCCCGAUCCUCGACCUCUCACAACUCGAUGCUGGGCCGGAGGCUGCGGCGUUCUUCCGCGAUGCGCUCCGACGCGCGACACACGAGGUCGGCUUCUUCUAUCUGACGGGCACGGGCAUCCCUCGCGAGCUAGAGAAGCGUAUGCUAUCAACUUCGCGCGCGUUUUUUGCUCUCCCUGAAGCCGACAAGCUCACGAUCGAGAACGCCCACUCACCCCACUUUCGAGGAUACACCCGUCUUGGGGGCGAGCGCACACUUGGCGCUGUCGACUGGCGCGAGCAGAUCGACAUCUGCCCAGAGGGCGUGGCCCUUUCCUCGUCGGAGCUAGAGGGCAAGCCAGCCUAUGCUCGGCUUGUGGGCCCGAACCAGUGGCCCGCGGCCCUCCCCGCCCUCCGGCCGGUCGUGGAGGAGUGGACGACUCUGCUCACUGAAGUCGCGCAGAAGCUCCUCCGGACAUGGGCGGAGGCGCUAGGCGAGGCGCCAGACUUCUUCGACCAGACCUUCGGCGAGCCCUUCACCCUCCUCAAGGUCAUCCGCUACCCCGAGAGCCAGUCCACGGAGCAAGGAGUCGGUAGCCACAAGGACGCUGGUGUGCUCACCCUCCUGUGGAUUGAGGAGGGCAAGACGGGCCUCCAGGUGGAGCACGACGGCGGGUGGAUCGACGCGCCGCCCGUGCCCGGGGCGCUGGUCGUCAACAUAGGCGAGAUGUUGGAGUAUGCUACACAAGGUUACCUGAAGGCGACGACGCACCGCGUCCUUGCGCCCAAGAAUAGCGAUCGCGUUAGCAUCCCCUUCUUCUUCAACCCGGCGCUCGACGCUCGUCUCCCGCUCGUGCGCAUGCCGCCUGGCCUCGUGGCGCCUGGCGUGUCCCAGGACCCCAGAAACCCAAUCCACGCCUUGUAUGGCGAGAACUGCCUGAAGAGCCGGUUGCGCGCGCACCCGAAUGUCGCCGAGGCGCACUACGCCGACAUUGUUGUUGCAUGAUCUCCUAUUCCCGCGUUGGGAUUUUGGGUCUCUGCUUGCAUGCAAUGGGAUGGGAGGUGCGAUGGGAGAUUUUGGAUUCGAGUACCUGUUGUCGUCAGCCGAAGCUUACCGAGGUGGAGAUGUCAUCAUCAGUCAGCGAUGU
Cutaneotrichosporon oleaginosum is the source of this 1235-nucleotide messenger RNA. RefSeq lists its product as uncharacterized. Lineage: Eukaryota; Fungi; Basidiomycota; Tremellomycetes; Trichosporonales; Trichosporonaceae. The record is from RefSeq and is a predicted model, not a curated record.